Messenger RNA from Octodon degus (degu), 797 nucleotides. Its product is annotated as proline-rich protein 13-like. The transcript has a single exon. The record is from RefSeq and is a predicted model, not a curated record. The coding region runs from base 60 to 497 and encodes 145 amino acids. NCBI's taxonomy places the organism in Eukaryota, Metazoa, Chordata, Mammalia, Rodentia, Octodontidae. Gene Ontology annotation, cellular component: nucleoplasm.
GCAGAGAAGGACGGAUUGAACCUGUUCAGAGGUAGAAAGACUUGGGGAACUACCUGAACAUGUGGAAUCCCAAUGCCGGGCAUCAAGGGCCAAACCCAUAUCCACUGAAUCCUGGGUGCCCAGGAGGUUCCUAUCCUGUGUGUCCACCACAUCCACCAUCUGUCAAUCCAGCCUUUCCUCCUGGCCCCUGUCCGUCUCCCCCAGGAGCUCCCCCAGGAAAUCCAGCUUUCCCUCCAUGUGGGCCUGGUUAUCCUGUGCCCCCACCGCAGCCUUGUCCAGGAUACCCAUCCACAGGUCCCCAUCCUCCUCCAUGUCCCCCACCUGCCCCUGGCAUGCCUCAUGUGAACCCUUUGGGCCCUGGCAUGGUGGUCCCAGGGAUGGUGAUGGACAAGAAGAUGCGGAAGAAAAUGAAGAAAGCUCAUAAAAAGGCACACAAACACCACAAGCAUGGCAAGCAUUCCUCCUCUUCCUCCUCUUCCAGCAGUGACUCUGACUGAAUACAGGGCCUGGACCCUCCCUCAAGUCUCACCAGCCCUGCUCUCCCAUCAAGCUUCAGCUGCCGCGUGCUGUGCUGGGCGGAAUUAGCCCUCCCCACCCCCUUCCCGAGCCUUCCCCUGCUCUUCAGCCCUGGCCCCUAGGGACAUGGGAAGUGGACCCCAUGGGCUAGCAAAGGCCAUUCCCUGGCUGCUUGAUAGAUCCAUAGCUGAAGAGUAACAGGGAGUGGUAUUUGAAGAUGGUGAGAUCUCUGAGCUGAAUCCUGAAAAUCUGUAAAAUGGGAUCAUUAUGCAUUUCUUGUU